UUAUAUAGGCUUAUAUAUAAAUAUAAGCUCUUGAAUGUCCAUGUAUUGUUAGACGCAAGAUUAGUAGAUCCACUUAACACCUCUAGACCGCACUAUAAAACCCUGAGAGGGAGAGUGCAGAAGUCCACUCCGAAUGGAAGUGUUGAGGCACAGACGAAAUGUUUCCAUGUAGUUUUAAUGUGUGUACAUGUCUCAUAUCUUUCUCGUGUGGAGAUAGCAACAACACACAAAACUGACACUGACAGCAUAAAAUUUCAUCUGCACGGAGGUGUUUGAGGUCUGCCCUAAUUUAGGAUCAGACCAUGGUUUUGAAACUAGGACACAAAGUGGGAGCUGGCUGCAGCUAAUGCAUUAUGGGUCGGUUGGAUUCUAUGAAAACAAACAUAUGUCUCUCUUGUCCUGACAGAUUUAUGGAUCAUCCCCUAAAUCCUGAUGUGUCCGCUAUGCUUGGAUGCCACUGCAGCUGCUAGUUGGUGCUGAUGCAUAAUCUGUCAGAAACCGUACUAUCGUCAGGCUUUACCACUCAGUUUCUUUUUCCAAAUGGACAACUACUCAGUUAGGCCCUAUUUUCACAAUACAGUAUGGUAAUCUAACCCGUAAACCCGGAAAUGCUAUGAUGCCAAAAAAUAAGGAUUUACAUAAACGUAAACAAUUGCUGCCUAAAGUACAAAAAGCAUAGGCCAUAUAAACGGACUGGACUAAAGAACAGAUGCAUUAUUGUACAACUCUGCCCUUAACCUGAACUGAUUGCAUGGUUUGACCUUCACUGAUUCAUACGCUGCAAGCGGUACUUCAAGCAAAACCAACCUCGGACUGCAGACUCUGUGGUCAGUAUGGCCUGUGAUCUGAUGCAGUGCAUCUAAUUUCUGCUCUUUGGCAAUUCUAAAGUCUAUUGUUGUUUUUCUCCGUUGUUCUCGCCCACAGUCAGUGUCCAAAUGGUGAUCUUGCUUAUGGUGGAUUUAAAAUAAAUGUAAAUCCAUUCAUUCCUCCUCUAGCAAGCUUCUUUAAAAAUAUGGCAGUAAAAACACACACAUUAAAAUAUAAUCAUCAUAAUAUAAACAGGCUUCCGCAAGAAACGGGUUUCUUCAGAAUGAGGCAACAGUUUGGUUCCUAGGCUAUAGGGCGUGACGAGUUAGUGUACCCCGGUUGAGAUGCUGCAUUGGAGUGCUUUUCCAAGACAUGUCGUAAAUAUGUGUUGUGCAUGGCAGGUAAUAGCUAAAUGGACCAGUCAAGCCGCAGACAAGAAACAUACAGCCCACUAUGCUUUGAGUUGCUAUGUGAGAAUGAAUAGCUGUAUAGCCUAUAGCGCGCAUAAAUAUAUAUAUCCUGUAUAUGCGUGCUAUAUGCGACUGCAGGCUGUAUAUUUUCCAUUCGUACGGAUGCAACAUUGCCCACAUUCCCUAGUCACCUUAAGUUCCCGAAGGUAGCAUCAAUGUGGGCUUGCUCUCUUCCACCAAUACCUGCCUCUGAUUGGCCCAGUGUUCCAUCACUCACAAGUUCCAAAAACGAGUCACGUUUCCUCCCAGCCAAUCACAGCCCCGUUUUCUAAUGACGCCGCGGGAUUCCGCGAAAUUGUUUCUUGGAGUUGGGAGAUGUGUCGCUCUCAGUGAAAUAGGACAGUUGACGCAUGUGUGGGAGCGCACAGAAAGGCGGAAUAAACGCAGACACAAUAGCUCGGUCGGUUAAACGCUGUCUUAUUAAUAAGGCAGUUAGAAAAAAAGGGAUUUAUAGGGAGAAGCAUAGAGGAAGCGCUGGGAACGAUUGUAAAUCCUGUCUGUCCUGUGGGGGUGUUUAUUUAUCCCUGCAACCUCAACAGGAAAACGCAGCAUUUGCGGAAUAGCCACAUCGAAGACGACACGUGUGGAUGGUUAACCGCAUGUUUCCUGGCAGGACUGCGGUCUGAUUUCUUUAUUGUAUCCAUUUUGUCGGAUUGUUUUUGAAUAUAUACAGCUACCCUAGAUACACUGCUUUCUUUUCCCCAUCCGGAUCUGCUGUAGUGAUGUCGGAGGUCGACGUCUCCGCAGACUGUCUCCCCAGCCGACCACCGGGUCGGACAGAGGACAUGUUGAAAGAGAACCAGGAGAACAGGACUUUGCUGAUGGUGGCAAUGAUUUUACUGGACUUGAACAAAUGUAACCCUAACGCUAUCAGCGCCGGAGGCAGCGACGCCGGCGCGCAGGGAAAGGUAGAGCUGGGGAGUUGCCGGUUGAACGCCGGGGACAGCCGGGACUCAGUGGCUCCCAAACAGUCCCGGAACAAGAGGGCGGAGGCGGCGGCGAGACAAGAGUUUCCUGAGAAAAGACAUUGCUGUCCCUUUACUGGCUGUGGAAAGAUGUACGGCAAGUCAUCCCACCUCAAAGCCCACCUAAGGGUCCAUACCGGUGAGCGCCCCUUCGAGUGUACCUGGCCAAACUGCGGCAAGAAGUUCUCCCGAUCAGACGAGCUGACGCGUCACUACCGCACGCACACCGGCGAGAAGCGCUUCAACUGUCCAAUGUGCGACAAGUGCUUCAUGAGGAGCGACCACCUGACUAAACACGCCCGGCGACACGCAGGCUUCCAUCCCAGCAUGCUCGAGGGCUCCAGUGCGGCCAAGAGACGCCGCUGCUCUGUGUCCGUGUGUUCCUCUGACUCUGGAGACCAAAGCCCUACUGGGAUGUGAGACACACCCACAUACUGUACAUAUAGGCUAUGGAUAAAAGUACAUGCGGUAGAUAGAGAAGCAGACACAAACACAAACACACCUGCAUGUGUGAUGUGUGCACCUUUACACACCUCAACCAGCCAGACCACUAUUUUAAGCUUUUCUGUCUAUGCAUGUAACGUUGUGCAACAGAGCAAAGAGAAACAUACGCUUGAACCUGACUGUAAUCAAACUAGAACGUCCUCCUCUUAUUCCCUGAGAUGAUUGUUAUUUAUUAAGGGUUUUUCAGGGUGGUUCUAGUAGCUUUGCUAUUUGUGAGGAGUUUUACUUUGCUGUGAUUUUCUUUCCUUCCCUGGAAAAAUCUGCAAUCCUAGAGGCAUUCAUGUACAUUUAGUUUUCAUGAACACUACAUGCGUUCACUUUGCAUCACAGUUUUCAUUUGUGGGUGACGACAAGAAUAAGAAAACAAAUUAUGACUGAGAUAUUGUGGGUUAAGACAUUUUGGGAAUAGUCGGCAGUAAAUAUUACUGUUGCACACAUGCACUAUACUAGUACAGUUACUCUCCUGUCCAGGACAAGGCAAAUGUACAGUAUAGCAGUAUUAUCAUGUAAAUAGAUUAAACAGACUACCUUUUAAGAUGGGUGAUAUACUCAGUAUGAUGUAGUUGAGUAUUAUUAUAGAGUAAUAAGACAAAGAUAUAGAUUCAUAUGUAUAUAUAUAUAUAUAUAUAUAUAUAUAUAAUAUAGAGAAUUGCAGAGCUUGGGUAUUUUAUUUCAUAUAUUUGGCCAUAGACAUAGACUCAGUAAAUCAGGUACACUGUGAGCUAGGUUUAGGCAGCACGUUUCCUGUGUUGAAACACAAAUGUUGUCACAUCAUGAUGAAUGUUUUGAUGCAAUUAUUUGCUAAUUCAUCAUGAGAUACUAUAUAUAUAUAUGUUUCAACAUACUGUUGCUUUUUCAGGCUCUUGAAUUGUAUCAAUAGUGCAGGAAAACAUAACAGGGUAAAGGUAACAGGUAAGGAAAGUAGACUUUACUUUUUCACCUGGCUGUUAAAACACUUUUUAGUGUUAAGACCAUAAUGAUUCAUGUUUAGUUAAAGAUUGUAAACAAGGAUGUGUGUGCCUUUCAAGGGUUUUGUAGCAAAGAGUAAUUUCUACAUUUUCAACCUUGAAGAAAUACUACCUGUAUGAACAUCAUCAGAUUCUUUAUGUUGAUAUUCAAUAAUACUUAGAAUAUCAAUGACUGUCUCUUAUGCCAACAGUGCCAGUUGCUGUACAUUGAAACUUUUGUUUACUCUGUAUCUGGAAUGCAUUUUAUCAGGGAAUAAUGCCAUGCAUGGUCAUUUUAGUCAAUAUUCCACCCUGUGGUGGUGACAUGGAAGCACAACAUUUCUCACUACAGAAAGUCAUAAAACCCCUUUUUUAUUUUCUGUCCUAGCAUUUUGAGGCGCGCUCUGUUUAUUACUUUGUUUGUGAAUCAGUGAAUUACAUCAUGUAGCAUGUUCUGAUGUAUUUGUUUGGUACAAUGUAUUUUUUAAUUGUCUGGUAAUCUUUUGUACUAUUGCUAAUGGGAUUAGAGGUCUCAUUUGUCCACUACAGGAGCCAGAAACAUUGUUGAUGUCAUUAGUUUAAUUUUUAUACUUGCCACAUAAUGCAUUAACAUGUCCAGAUAAGAUGUAAAGUUAUGUGUAGUUAGGCUCAGAGGACAUAAACUACUUACAUUUGUAAAGUUAAAUAUUUUUCUUUUCUGGCAUUAUGACAACUGUGAUUAGAUGUCGGUGCCUUUCAGGUUGAAGCCCUUACUUCUGAUGCUACUGUACUGUAAUCUGGGACUGUCAACGCAGACCCCAUGUUAUCACAAUAUGCAUAGCUGUGUAAUAAUUACUGCUCAAAAGUUUUAACAUUAAAAUUAUUUUUCUUUCUAAA
This is a messenger RNA of Micropterus dolomieu (smallmouth bass), 4569 nucleotides long. RefSeq names its product Kruppel-like factor 9 (gene klf9). Gene Ontology annotation, biological process: regulation of transcription by RNA polymerase II. The record is from RefSeq and is a predicted model, not a curated record. NCBI's taxonomy places the organism in Eukaryota, Metazoa, Chordata, Actinopteri, Centrarchiformes, Centrarchidae. Gene Ontology annotation, molecular function: DNA-binding transcription factor activity, RNA polymerase II-specific; RNA polymerase II cis-regulatory region sequence-specific DNA binding. The transcript has 2 exons. The coding region runs from base 2000 to 2662 and encodes 220 amino acids.